Symbiodinium necroappetens is the source of this 387-nucleotide messenger RNA. NCBI's taxonomy places the organism in Eukaryota, Dinophyceae, Suessiales, Symbiodiniaceae. The record is from the annotation of a GenBank genome assembly.
AUGAUGAUGUUGGCCCUCUUCCUUGCCGCCAGCACGGCUGUGAGCGCUGGGAGUGCUUACACGAGCCCCGAACCCCGGCGAGAUGGCUGCCAGUACCGGAAGGUCUCCCUGAAGACACAGCACGGGGCUGCGCUGUUGCAAAGCGUCUUCGAAGACGACCCGCUCGAGGGUUGGUUGACGCUGGACGGGCAGCCGUGCACACCUUCGUCCAAGUUCCACUGGCAUCCCAGCGCCGCGUUUCCAACCGUGAAGUAUCCGCCGGUGCCCGUGGAGGUCUCCACACUCGCGCGGGUGGCAGAUGUGAAGGCUCAGAAGGCGUUUCUUCGCUCCUUUCAGGGCCUCUCCGAUGUCACGGCCCACGACAUCCAGGAGGCGCUGCACGGUGAG